Messenger RNA from Biomphalaria glabrata, 1005 nucleotides. RefSeq names its product macrophage mannose receptor 1-like. The record is from RefSeq and is a predicted model, not a curated record. NCBI's taxonomy places the organism in Eukaryota, Metazoa, Mollusca, Gastropoda, Planorbidae. The transcript has 2 exons. The coding region runs from base 83 to 985 and encodes 300 amino acids.
UACUUUCUAAAUAAGUCUACUAGGUCCUAGUAGUAAAGGUUUUUACUUUGUUGAUACUAAUGUAGUAGACAAAACAGAAAACAUGCUGAAAUUUCACUACAUUCUAAACCUUUUCUUUCUAGGUCUUGUAAAACCAAUUCAUUGCCAGGGGCAGUGCUUUGAUUUUGAAAGCGGUGCACUACUCAGCACUGGGGGUGUUCCCGCCACAAGGAGCUUCCUUGCCUGUCAGAUUGUAGCGCCCUGCCCCGCAGCGAAUAUUAGCAGCGUGGUAUCGAUAGACAUAUACACGUCUGGUGUCGUUCGUCUGGCCAGGGUCAGUCAAGACAAACAAGUGAACGUCUUUCAAAGUGAUAAAGGUUUGACAUUAGAAGGGGUCGGAAGGGUGAAGAAGAACGGCGUGUCCUACCUGUUCGUUCAAUUCAACAGAAAUACAUUCACUGCUGAAACAGCGUUCCGGUGUGUGGUCUUCGCCAAAAAUGCAAGAGGCGAGACAUUCUUCAUCAGCAGUACCACGUCCCUCGUCAGCAGCGCCAAGGGCGGCACCGUUUCCAAUCUAAUGCUGCCGCUUAUGCUCACUGUUUCCCAGACUUUUGAAAAUCACAAGUACCUGUUGUCCAGACUUAGCGGGUUCACCAGUCAAGAAGCCAUACAGUACUGCGAAAAUUUUGGAGGGUAUUUGGCGGAAAUAAACUCUGAGGAAGAAUUCGGCGCGAUUUUGGACUUUAUUCAGUAUUUCAUGAAAGGCUAUUCUGUCUUAAUCGGAGGCACUGACGCUGCAGUCGAGUCCUCUUGGGUGUUCCAGCAUAGUGGUUCCCCGGUAGAGUUUUUCAAAUGGCAUAACGGUGAACCUAACAAUGUCGGCAAUGAGGAUUGCAUGGCGUUGGCUUUCUGGCCAGCUAAUGGGAUAUUAAUGAACGAUAUUCCCUGUAGUGAAGAGAAAGUGGGCGUCAAAUUCUUAUGUGAGAUAGAAAUGGAUUUGAAAUAAAAGGACCGGAAAUAAUAUAA